AGGAGGUUCUAGAGGAGUCACUCCUCCAUGGGCUGGAUUUGGAUGUUGAUGUGCUGCCGAUCAAACACUCGAACACUAGAACUUUCUCUUCAUACUUUAUCAACAACAAAUCCUUGCAUUUCCUGAGACCGAGCGGGUUAACAUGCUUCAUCCGUGAGCACCUGAGCGCAGGACUCUCAGUUAUUCUUCAUCUAUUUAUUUAUCAGAUUAAGUCAACAGGUGACUCGCGUGAUGCCCAGCCAGACUCUGCGCCCGCGACUGUGCGUCCUGGAGAAGGGCGAGAACGGAUACGGUUUCCAUCUGCACGGAGAGAAGGGCAAAACCGGCCAGUUUAUCCGCCUGGUGGAGCCCGACUCCCCCGCCGAGCUGUCCGGUCUGCGCGCGGGCGACAGGCUGGUGUUCGUGAACGGAGAGCGCGUGGAGAGCGACAGCCAUCAGCAGGUCGUGGCGAGGAUACGCGCGAGCGCCGGGAGCCUGGAGCUCAUAGUGGUGGACGUGGACACCGACCAGCUGCUGAAGAAACACGAGCUGAAGUGUGUGAGGGAGUUUGUCACGGAGGGCAUUCCUGUGCCCGAAUGCGAUGAUGAGCCCGAGAUCAGCGACGAGAUGAUGCGGGACGACACGCCACCGCCGCCCCCGGUGCCGGAGAGGAACGGAGAGAUCAUUCCCGUUUACAUUCCCGCGGUGGAGAAGCUCAGAACAUCCGUGAGCUCAGAGACGAUUGCAGAAUUGAGACGAAAUGACGAAAAAACAGCAGAACUAUUCAUCAGGGCAGGUUACACCCCUCACAGAAUGAUUCGUCUACAUGAUGUCCACCCAUCCUCAGAGUGCAGCCUGACUGACGGCGCUGUGAUGGAGCGUGACUUGAAGCCUGAGCUCAGACCACGACUCUGUGUCAUCAAGAAAGGCCCCAAUGGCUUUGGCUUUAACCUGCACAGCGAGAAGUCCAGACCCGGCCAGUACAUCAGAGCUGUAGAUGACGACUCACCGGCACAGAGGUCCGGCCUGAAGCCCAAAGACCGGAUAAUACAGGUGAACGGGCUUUCAGUGGAAGGGAAGCAGCAUGCAGAGGUGGUGGCUGCUAUUAAAGCCGGGGGUGAUGACACAACACUCUUGGUCGUAGAUCCAGAAACAGAUGCUUUCUUCAAGAAGUGUCGAGUGAUGCCCAAUGCAGAACACCUCACAGGGCCGUUGCCUGAACCUGUGGUCAACGGAGACAUGGAGGACAAGGUAAAUGGAAACGUGGCCAAAGAGAUGGGGCUGAAGGACUCAAAGUUAUCAGUCAGUCCGUCCCCUUCUAACGCAUCCUCCAACGCCUCCCUCAUGACUCCGCCCACUGGGACUCCGCCCCCUGAGGCUAUGGAGCCGUCCAUCAUAGAUGCCAUCCCAGAGCUCAAUCUGUCCUUACAGCAGGUGAAAGAGCGCGCUCACCAGAAACGCUCCAAUAAGAGAGCUCCGGCCAUGGACUGGAACAAGAAAAAUGAACUCUUCAGUAACCUAUAGACCUCCUCCAGCCGUCUCUAUGUCCAUCCGUCCGUCCAUCCAUCCAUCCAUCCAUCCAUCCAUCCAUCCAUCCAUCAGCUCUGUUUAAGACUUGAUGAAACAGAGCAGAUCUUAUAAUGAGGUUAUCAUUAAAGUAGGCUCAAUAUGAUGUGUGUACAGUAUGUGUGUGUAUAUUUAUAAAUACACACAGAGAUUUAUAUGUAUUCAGAAUUAUGUAUUUGAAUUACUAACAGAUUAUAUUAGUACGUCAGCUAUGGGCAAAUGGAAUGUAACAUUCUACAACUGUGAUGUAUUACAAUCACUGGCUGUGUUCAGAAUGGAGUACUUAUUGUAAUAUUACUGCUUACUGAAUACUGUGCAUUACACAUUGUAUACUGCUCACUGUUUAAGUGAUAUAGUAAAACAGUAGUAGUAGUGUUAUGAUGUUAUGCAUACAGUGGUAUUCUAUACUGUUGUCACAGGACCACUACAUUGCAUGUUUAAUUUAAUGAGCAGCAUCUAGUUAUCAUUUUGAAAAUAAAGUUACUUUUUUAUUAAUUCAAUUUUGUGUUAUGUUAGUAUGCGAUAUUAUGUUAGUAUGCUAUUCUGAACAGAGCCUAAUUCAGUAUGUUUGACAUUGAGCAGGUGUGUAUGUGUGUGUGUGUGUGUGUGCGUACAUGGGUAUGACAUAGGUAUUACAAGGUAUUACACUUAUGAGGACAUUACCCCAUGUCCCCAUUUUUCAAAAGGCUUAUAAAUCAUACAGAAUGAGUUUUUUUGAGAAAGUAAAAAUGUGCACAGUUUCCUGUGAUGGGUUUAGGGGUAUAGUUGGUGUAGGGCGAUAGAAAAUACGGUUUGUACAGUAUAAAAACCAUUACGCCUAUGGAAUGUCCCCACAAUUCACAAAAACAAACGUGUGUGUGUGUGUCCUUGUUCAAUAGGGUUCUAUAUAGAACCCUAGGGUUCUUGAAUCAAUUUAUAGAACCCUUUAUGCCAAAAGGUUCUAUAUAUGAAGUGCCUGACAGAACCCUGAAAGGUUCUAUAUAAAACCGUUGUUUCUUCGAUGUAAAAGCGUCUGAGUUCUAAUCAAACAAUGUAGUUUGAUUUAUGAAUGAUUUCUUGAGCCACCCUAUGUCUCAUUUCUCUACCAAUUCUGUUGAGAAUUAUUUCAUUGUUUUAUAAGGAACAAAUGAAGACUAGAUAGAAGUGCUGACGAUCACUGUAACCACAGGAAUCUCAUCAUUACUAUUGUAAACAGAUACAGUGGUGUCCAAAAGUCUGAGAUAUCUAUGAUAAGCAAUGAAGAAUUUUGUAUUAAAUACAACAUUAAACAGAAAAUGAUUUCACUAGUGGCCUGAGACAUUUGGAGCCCUCCAAAUGAAAAUUAGUGUAUAAUGGCCUUGUUCCAAUCAGUGAGGUAUUUUGAGACUCCUGCUAUUUGAUUUUUUUUCCUAUGUUGGGUUGACAUGCCCUUACAUAAUACUGCACUUCUGAUCACUGCAUUGUCAUGUUAUUUCAUAUUUGUAAAUGUUAUAUCUUUAUUAUGUAACAAUACAUUUAUAGAGCACGCUCACUUUGUUCAUAAAAUUUUUAUAGUGGA
Molecule: messenger RNA, 3082 nt
Organism: Ctenopharyngodon idella (grass carp)
Lineage: Eukaryota; Metazoa; Chordata; Actinopteri; Cypriniformes; Xenocyprididae
Gene: nherf1b
Product: NHERF family PDZ scaffold protein 1b
Exons: 7
Coding region: 232-1503 (423 amino acids)
Biological process (GO): protein localization to plasma membrane
Cellular component (GO): apical plasma membrane
Molecular function (GO): signaling receptor binding; protein-membrane adaptor activity
Source: RefSeq, a predicted model, not a curated record